AUGGCAGCAGAUGUCGCGAAGUUAUGUGCCAGUUUGGACAAGAUUUUCAAGACCUUCUCCACACAGGAGGUGGAAUUGGACCCCAAGGAAAUGAAGAACUUUCGGGAAAAAGGAACCGUGCAGUACAUCGAACAGAAAUUCCAGGCGCAUCUGCAAAGGGCGCGUGCUGCCUUCCUCCAAGAGUUCAGGAAUCAUGCGGUGGUUGUCGAGACAGAGGUUCGAAAGAUCCGGGACGAGAUGACUGAGAAGAUGGAGGACAAGUACGGCAAGAUGUUGGGAGAGCUACGUGAGAACGUGCUGGAUACGGAGGGCCUGGUUCAGGCCCAGAAGGCCGAAAUCACGCAGCUGAAAGGUGUUGUGGCUUCGCAAGAAUCGUACCUUACGGCUGCCAAGCACAAGGAGCACCUCGAGGAACAAGUCCACUCUCUGGAGCAGCAGCUGGAGAACUCAAGAGGUGAGGUCGCCCAGCUGAAGCAUCAGCUCUCUUGCCGUGACGAGCUGGUGAAGCAGCUUGGCCGGGAAACCUCCAGCCUGGAGGCUGAGUUGAAGCGCCAGGAGGUGACAGCACAGGAGGAGAGACGUGAAGCUGAGAGCCGAUGGCAAGGACUGCAAAAGGAGUUGCAGCAGCAGCAGGAGCGUUUCGCUGAGCACAUGCACACGUAUGCCCAGCAAUUUGAGCAGUACAAAGACAAGACGUCGGACCAACUCCAGAUCUUGGCGAUUCUGAACCGUAGGCUGAAGGAGGCUCUCCAGCAGAUGGAGGAAGAGCGGCAGAAGCAUAUCAGGGCACGCACGAAGCCAACGCAUCGUAUCGGAGAGGAGACGCCAGAAGAGGAUAUGGCUGACAUCUUUCAGGAGUACGAACCGUAUAUACUGGAUGAAGCCCCAUACCGGGUCGACGAGAUGGGUAUGGACACAGCCUGGCGGGAUUACAAGAUCAGCAACUUUGAGCUGACAUUGCCGGUGCAGAAGCCCGCACCUCCCAAGUUCAAGGUAGAGCGCGUGCGUCGUGUUCUUCCUGGCCCGACGGUCACCGUGGAGACCCCGCGGAUCAAUCCUGCCAGGCUUCUGCAGUUGCCAGCCGUGAGUCCAUCAAUAGGGCGGGUGCUUUCGCCAGCGCAUGGGUGA
Messenger RNA from Symbiodinium natans, 1128 nucleotides. Lineage: Eukaryota; Dinophyceae; Suessiales; Symbiodiniaceae. The record is from the annotation of a GenBank genome assembly.